UCAGUACUAGUACUGCCAACUUAAUCGCCUUAAAAAGUUAAUAUUUGACAACGGAUCUAUGAGUUAAGCAUUUUUUACGUUUUUCAGUUCGAUAAAAGCGAAAUAAUCAAAGUGUUUUUUACUGAUAUUGCAACCGUUUCAAAUAAUCUUGUAAAUUAAUUUACAACAGCCGAUUAUAUUCUUAAGGGAGAGUGAAUCAUACAAAUAUGGCCACCCCGUCAGCCGGUGUGGUUGUUCCAAGAAACUUUCGAUUAUUAGAAGAAUUGGAAGCCGGUCAGAAAGGUGUUUCUGACGGUACUAUAAGUUGGGGCUUAGAAAAUGAUGAUGAUAUGACCCUCACUCAUUGGAUGGGCAUGAUUAUUGGACCCCCUCGUAGUCCUUAUGAAAAUAGAAUGUAUUCUGUCAAGAUUGAGUGUGGUUCAAGAUAUCCUGAUGAGGCUCCUUUGGCCAAAUUUAUUUCUAGAAUUAAUAUGAACUGUAUCAAUAGUAAUUCAGGGGUGGUCGACAACAGACAAGUCCCUGUAUUGGCCCGAUGGCAGAGAGAAUACACUAUCAAAACCGUUUUGCAAGAGCUGCGGCGUCUGAUGACGCUUAAGGAAAAUAUGAAACUGGCGCAGCCCCCGGAGGGCAGUUGCUUCUAGCCCGGCGUAACUCUAGGAGAUGGGGGUCAGGGACGUAGAGCACCCGCUACCCAGCAGAGUGUCCCUCGCCCUGUAGACUUGAACGUGGAGGACUACACAUGUGGAGUAUUGUGAACGAGAAAAAAAUCAUAAUAAUAUUAAUAGUUUUGAAAUGGUUUAGAGAGAUUUUUUCAGAGAGAAUGAAAGAAUCGUUUGUUUAGUUAAAUUGCAUAACAUAAUUAUAAAUACAGUUAAUAAUUUAUGUAUAUGUGUAUAGGGUAAACAGUAAGCAAAAUUGUGUGGAUUGUGUUUUUAAAAUUAGGUGUUAAUAUGAUGUUUUCAAAUUACUUUCAAUUAAACAUUCUCUUAGAAAAAUAAAUCUUUAUCAUUUCUGUAUAACUCCAUGGUCUCUUUGGGUUUCGGGACUGUGUAAUAGUUAAGUUUAAAAUUUAUUAGAUUCUGUUGGCUAGGUUAAUUUUUUUAAAUUAAAGAGAGAAUUAAUUUUUAAACAAAAUUUUAAGUAUUAAGCUUAGUAAAGGUAGUAGAAAUAUAUGUUUCGGGACACAAAGAGAUGAAAUAAUUGUGUUUUUUUUUAUAAUAUACUAUAUAUAUACAUAUAUCCAUGGAUAUGCGAGGCACUCUUAUUAAGAAAAAUGUACAGCUUUAUAUUGGAGGAAUCAAGCAUUUUUCUUUAAAAUAAUAAUCCGUAUAUUGUAUAUUUUUAAUUGAACAAAUUUUGCUUCACAGCUCUGCUGACCGUGUUUUAUAAAAUAUGUGACUUGAAAAUAUUUCCUGUACCAAAAAAAAAUCAAGGAAAAACCCAUUUUUAUUUUUACUCCGACUAUAUAUUAAUACCUAAAUAAUUUAAAUGAAUUAUAAGAAGUUUCUUUUAUACAUGUAUCUAGUUUUACCGGCAGUUCACUCAUUUGUAAUUUCUAAUAAAAAUGUUCACUGGUGUUAUUCAAUAAACGUAAAAGUACUA
Molecule: messenger RNA, 1602 nt
Organism: Sitophilus oryzae (rice weevil)
Lineage: Eukaryota; Metazoa; Arthropoda; Insecta; Coleoptera; Curculionidae
Gene: Uev1A
Product: ubiquitin-conjugating enzyme E2 variant 1
Exons: 3
Coding region: 207-641 (144 amino acids)
Biological process (GO): protein K63-linked ubiquitination; DNA damage tolerance
Cellular component (GO): nucleus
Source: RefSeq, a predicted model, not a curated record